UUCACCUGUGCAGGUGAGAGUGAGGUAUGUCAUUAGAAGGUAAACUGGUGAAGAGUGAUUGAAACACUGAGGCAAAGGGGAAAUUAAGUCUCAUAUACAGUUUUCUACAAACAUGUGCCCUUGAUGCUUUCAGUAUAGAUCUUUUUAAUUUCGCUUCAUCUUCCGAGAGCAGACAAAGCAGUCAGAGCAGCACUUGUACAGCGAACGGUCCAGGGAUGUCCACCACCUCUCAGAAGCACAGAGACUUCGUGGCUGAGCCCAUGGGGGAUAAACCGGUCACUGCUCUGUCGGGCAUCGGGGACGUUCUGGGGAAGAAGCUGACAGAGCAGGGCUUUGACAAAGCAUUUGUAGUGUUGGGUCAGUUCCUUUUGCUGAGGAAGGACUGUGAACUCUUCUCUGAGUGGCUGAAGGACACCAGCGGGGCAAAUUCGAGGCAAGCGGCCUCCUGUUCACAGUGUCUGGCUGAAUGGUGUGACGCUUUUCUCUGAAUCCGGUGGCAUUGUCCUUCCUUUCAGUAAUUUAAUUUCUUGUGUCAUCAAGGAACAGGUUAAACCUUUGAACAAACAUCAU
This is a messenger RNA of Hemibagrus wyckioides, 570 nucleotides long. RefSeq names its product barrier-to-autointegration factor-like protein. Lineage: Eukaryota; Metazoa; Chordata; Actinopteri; Siluriformes; Bagridae. The transcript is spliced from 3 exons. Bases 216 to 488 code for a protein of 90 amino acids. The record is from RefSeq and is a predicted model, not a curated record. Gene Ontology annotation, molecular function: DNA binding.